AUGCUGCGGAUGGCGUCUUUCACAGUUCCCAAGGGAGCUCCAUGGCUUCUCUUGUCUCUGGUGGUCACCGCCCUUGCACAUGGUGACGAAAAACACGGGCACGGCGGGAUGGGCAUGGGCAUGGGCAUGGGCAUGGGCCAUGGUGGGAAGGAAGGCGGUAAAAAUAACAACAGCAGCAGCACAUCUACCUCAUACGACAGCUCCAAGAUCAUGAGCUACUUUGCAUAUGGGAAACACUCAAGCACCAUAGCAGCUCACAUCGCUCUCAUGGUCAUAGCCUGGUUCUUCAUUCUGCCAAUUGGUGUCAUGUUUAGCAUCGCUCGAUCGCGGCUUGCCUUGCCCACGGAAUUUAUCUUCUUCAUCGUAAAUGCCUUCGGGAUACUACUAGCAGUGGUGUAUAACAGUCAAACGCCCAAUCUGUACGAUAACAACGUCCAUCACAAGAUUGGCUGGAUUGCGACUUGGGUUAUGUUUGCGGAGCUUAUCAUGGGCCUCUUAUUUGCGUAUUCCAGUCGUCGUCGUGGGGACGACACGCACCGUGGACCUUCUUUCGAACGAGUUGCUUUUAUCCCCGUCUCAACAACGGAACCACAGAGCGAGACAUACCCAAGCAGGCCUAUGCAUCAGUACCGCUGGUCCCGUGACAGCGGCCAGGGUACUGAAAGGAAUUACUCCUCGCACAGCCAGAGCUCGUCACUAGAACGAGGGCGCCAGCUGUCACGGCCGAGCGAUAGCUGCGACUACCUUGAGGAGAAGCCGGAUGAUGGUGGAGCGGAUGGUGGAGCUCCCGCAGCAGGUCGAUUCUUCCAACCCCCCUUGUUGGGUAAAUUCCUCUCAAUGCGGCUUUCUGGGCUUCUUCCCAAACGCGCACUUGACGUCAUAAGUAUUCUUCACGUCAUCAUCGAGAGAACCAUAUUGAUUAUUGGUUUUAUCGCGAUAUCAUCCGGAGCUGUGGUCUAUGGGGGUAUUUUCCGUGGUUCCAACAUCUUCAAUGGGCUUGCGCAUUUCAUCAAGGGUGGAAUCUUUUUCUGGUACGGGUUGCUCACCCUGGGUAGAUGGAUGGGAUGUUUCGCGGAUGUUGGCUGGGCAUGGAAUGUCAGGCCAUCACGUGCCACGGUAGGGGCAUGGCGGGCCCGAGUCCCUUCAGGGGAAUUUACAGAGUCCUUUGUAAUCUUCCUCUACGGCGCGAGCAACGUCUUUCUCGAACAUUUGGCAGCUUGGGGUGAUGCAUGGGUUGCUCAGGAUUUGGAACAUGUGUCAAUCUCCAUCAUGUUUUUGGGCGGCGGUUUGUGCGGCAUGUUGGUUGAGUCAAAACGGGUUCGAGAAUGGAUGAAUGCAACCAUUUUCCCUGCUACUGCCCACCUAGAGAGGUUGCCGGCAGAAGCUGUGGAGGUGCCAGUGUCACAGCGAGUGCCCCUCAACCCAAUUCCGGGUCUGGUCAUCCUGCUCCUAGGGAUGAUGAUGAGCUCCCACCAUCAGAACAGUAUGGUGUCGGCUAUGGUGCAUAAACAAUGGGGAAUGCUCCUCGUCGGAUUCUCUCUGGCUAGAGCUGUAACUUACCUCAUCCUCUGCCUCAGACCACCCACCUCGUUGCUGCCAUAUCGACCACCCUCGGAACUCAUUGCAUCCUUCUGCCUUAUUUCUGGAGGUCUGAUUUUCAUGUUAAGCACGAGAAACGUCGUCGAAGCUAUGGAAUAUUUCAAUCUCAACGCCAUGUUUGUAUUCACUGUCGGCAUGGGAUUUACAUGUCUUGUCAUGGCGUGGGAAAUCCUCUGCAUUUCUCUCAAGGCAUGGGCUACUAAGAAAACAGCCCUUGUCUCCGCUGAAAGGUAUCGGUUUCCUGCUUAA
This is a messenger RNA of Paracoccidioides brasiliensis Pb18, 1848 nucleotides long. RefSeq lists its product as uncharacterized. The transcript is spliced from 5 exons. The record is from RefSeq and is a predicted model, not a curated record. Bases 1 to 1848 code for a protein of 615 amino acids.